AUGUCGCGCUUCGUCCGGGCCUCCAAGUAUCGCCAUGUCUUUGGGCAGACGGGCAAGAAAGAGUACGGCUAUGACAACGUCAAGGUCACCAACUCUGCCUGGGACACCAACGUUGUCGCGGCGUCCACUCGCUACGUCUCUCUCAACUGGCAGUCAUCCGGCGGCGGCGCAUUCGCCAUUCUGCCCCUCCCCAACCCCUUCGCGCCCCUCCCGACCGGCUUCCCGUACAAGCUCCCCGACAUCGUCCCCCUCGCCCGCAGUCACACUGCCCCUGUCCUCGACACCGACUGGUCGCCGUUCAACGACUCCAUCGUCGCCUCCGCCGGCGAGGAUGGCAAGACCAUGAUAUGGAAGGUCGACCCCGAUAUUUUUGAGGGCUGGGGCCUCGAGAACUGGGAGCCCACCGACUUUGACCCUGUCGCCCGCAUCGACCUAUGGGACCUCGCUGCCCCUGAGGCCGCCAAGUCCGUUCUCGGCGGCCACGCCGACGCCAUACAGAGCUUGUGCUUCAACCCGUCCGGUACGCUCCUCGCCACCACCUCUCGCGACCGCAAGAUCCGCAUUUUCGACCCGCGUACCGGCGGAGAGCCCGUUCGCCUCACCGAGGGCCACGGUGGUAUCAAGGGCGCGCGCGUAGUCUGGAUGGGCGACAAGGAUCGCCUCGCGACGACCGGGUUCAGCAAGAUGAGUGACCGCCAGAUCGCGCUCUGGGAGACCGGCAGUCUCAGCAACGUCAAGAUGAUGACCAUCGACCAGACGUCCGGCGUUCUCAUGCCGUUUUGGACCGACAACAACAUCCUUUUCCUUGCCGGCAAGGGCGACGGCAACAUCCGCUACUACGAGUACGAAAACGACAACCUCUUCCCGCUCUCCGAGUACAAGUCCUCGGACCCCCAGCGCGGCAUGUGUUUCCUUCCUCGCCGUGGCCUCAGCGUCUCCGACUGCGAAAUCGCGCGCGCCUUCAAGGUCGCGGCGUCCUCUAUUGAAGCCAUCGGCUUCAUCGUUCCCCGCAAGUCUGAUUCUUUCCAAUCCGACAUCUUCCCACCUGCACCGUCCGCCGAGCCUUCGCUUACCUCCGCGGAAUUUUUCUCCGGCAAGACCGCACCUCCAAACCUCGUCUCCCUUGAGGACGGCUCCAUUUCUACGGGCGCCACACCAGUUUCGCUUCCACCGUCUUCUUCAAUCUCUACACCCGCACCCGCCCCGACCCCUUCGAGGACGAUGACUGCGCCUCCACCGGCCGCUGCUCCCCCUGUAGCAUCCAUUCCCUCGAUUUCAGAACCCGUCUCUGCAUCGAGGUCCACGCCUAUGACGCGCCAGGCCUCGACCGACGACUCGGCGGUAUCUGCGUUGAAAGCGGAGAACGCGCGGCUGACGGAGGAGCUAUACGCGGCGCGUGAGGAGACCCGCGAUUGCCGCGCGCAGAUCCGGCAACUCGAGCUGCAGGUCGAGGCGGUCCGGGCGAACGCGCGCAAGGCCGCUGCACUCCUCGAUGCCUAA
Messenger RNA from Epithele typhae, 1500 nucleotides. Its product is annotated as microtubule binding protein. The coding region runs from base 1 to 1500 and encodes 499 amino acids. Lineage: Eukaryota; Fungi; Basidiomycota; Agaricomycetes; Polyporales; Epitheliaceae. The transcript has 8 exons. Gene Ontology annotation, biological process: actin filament organization. The record is from RefSeq and is a predicted model, not a curated record. Gene Ontology annotation, molecular function: actin filament binding.